CACUUUUUGACAAACAAAACAACAUAUUUGACGCCAACGGUUACAAAAAUAAAGCGUCUUGUCGAAUGUGUAGUAACGGUUAUAAACGGUCGGUUUGGGUGGCUAAUACAAAGCACAGAUGUGAAAAUUAAGCAUAUUUCAGCGUGGCCCUGGUUGACAGAAAUAGUAAAAGUGGUGCGUUUUGUAACAAAAUGUGCUCCGGUACACCCACCAGCAGCUCCGUCUCCCAUCAGCUGUUGUUGGAGGAUGUUGCCCCGGAGGCAGAUAUGAUGUAAUCAAACGCUUCAGUCCCAACCGGAGAAAAAGGAAAGGCAGAGCCAGAGCUGGAUAACAACCUCGCGAUACGGAUGGAUCCCGUUUGCUUUGGUGCUUUUCUGAAAUACAUUUGAAAACCUUCAUCGAGCCGGUUUUUGGGUCUAACGGUUCCGCGUUGUUGGAGGAGUCAUGUCGCGGAGGUUCGUGCCGACUAGCCUCCCCUCCCGACGAAGAGGAUGCUGGAUGCGGGCCAGAUGUAGGAGCAGCACCGGCCGGGGAUGCUGCUGGUGACUCCCCACCAUCAGCUGUAAUUAACCACCAUGGCUCAGGAGUCCUCUCCCACAGCUGCUCCAACAUCCUCCGUGUGAAGAUGGCCCGCACUCCGUCUCCAUCGUUGACAUCAGUCCGCCCUAGCUGUCGCCUUUUCGCCUGUGAUGAGAGGAGGGCGCCUGCUUCAGAUUCCAUCACUUGCAGGCCCUUUAUGUCCGCUCUGGCUCAUGUUAUCACCUCUAAAACGCCUGAUAUGAAAUUUUGAGCUGUGGUGGUUGCUUUCAUUUCGCACAGCAUCGAUUUCACCUUUCAACAGAUAUUUCUGGAGCCGGGAGAUGGGCCGCGUCCACUGCUGCACCUCGCUUUGCACUGCUGGGAUCUGAGUUUCAUGCUUUCCUGACCUUACUUGCUUUAAUGGCUCUGUGACAUCUCGCUUCAGUUGUUCUGUUUCUUUUGGGACAUUUUCCUGGCUCGCCUUUCCGGCCGCCCUGCAGAGCCGUGUCCAUGCAGUAGUUGCCCUGCGGGGGAAUGAGCAGCCUCCAUCCCUCCUGCAGAAACCUUCCCGCUGUCCGCCGUGUGGCCCUGUGACUUCAGAGGGGUGUGGAGGUCCUGACAACCAUAAAACGUGGAGGGUGGAGACGUUUGCCUUUCCAGCUCAGGUUUAAACCAUGGCCAAUGAACCUGUCAUCCUUAACGUGUAUGAUAUGUACUGGAUAAACGAAUACACUUCCACUCUGGGUAUUGGAGUCUUCCACUCAGGCAUUGAGAUUUAUGGCAGAGAAUUUGCAUACGGGGGUCAUCCAUACCCUUUCAGUGGCAUCUUUGAAAUCAACCCUGGCAACGCUGCUGAACUGGGAGAGACAUUCAAAUUCAAGGAGGCCAUUGUUUUGGGCACCACAGACUUUACAGAGGAGGACAUAGAUAAAAUCAUGGAGGAGCUCGGUAAAGAGUUCAAAGGCAACGCCUACCACCUAAUGCACAAAAACUGCAACCACUUCUCCUCCUCGCUGUCUGAGUUGCUGUGUGGACGGGAAAUCCCUCGGUGGGUCAACAGACUGGCGUACUUCAGCUCCUGCAUCCCCUUCCUGCAGAGCUGUCUACCUAAGGAGUGGUUGACCCCGGCCGCCCUGCAGAGCCACAUCAGCCUCGGCCUCCACAAAGAGGAGCAGAACGAGUCGAGCGACGAGGACCAUUCGUCCACGUCCGGAGCGGCUGCCACCGGCUCCUCCCACAGCUGUCGCCACACGAGGGUGUGAACUGGCCCACACACACUGACCUCUGGACCUUCCUGCCACCUCUGCUAGUGGCUCAAGUGGCAUUAGUAGGCUUGAACAACCACCUGACCUCAUACUGUUUGUCUUUGAGUAAAGAGGCAGGAAAAGAAGAGUUCCCUCUUCAUGAAAAGAGCUGCUGCCAGAGACUUCAGACCUACAGAGACCCUGCCUGUCCUUUCUACAGACGACAGGAUGACAAAGGCAAACUUUGACCUGAGCACUGAAGCGAGGCUCAGACUCGACAGCAACCACUUGUAGAUCUCAAGUUUGUAGUACGUUAUUAUUAGUCUUUUCCAUGAACUUUUAAACCUUUGUCAGCCUUGUUCCCUGCCCUGCCUUCAGAGCUGCUUUUGUAGAAUAACUAGAUAGACACCUGAGACUACUUAUAGUGACAUUACCAGGAAACUGCUAAACCACUCAAUUUCAACAAGUUCUCAUUCAAUAACCUCUAUGUGGCCUUUAUAGGGUUAGAGAGGAUUUGAUUGUUCAGUUCAGUCUGAACUCGUAAAAAUGUUGCAUGUUUAAAGAAUUUGACAAAAAAAUCCAACUAAACUGAGACGCCACACUUCUGAUCAUAUCAUCAAGUAUUUCUUCUCCUUUUCCUUUUGUAAAAGAAAUGAUCUAACCUGGGACGUGUUUUAAACAGUAAACUGGCAGUUACCUGCCAGUCUAUCCAGUUCACAAACGGUUGUAAACAAUCAUUUUUAAAUAGUCACUGUUCAUACAACCUCGGGCAGCCCAGUCACUAUCUGUGAACAUCUCAGAGACACAAACACAAAGAAAGUUAAGCUGCUACACUGACAAUUAUUGACUUUGUGACCCAGUACAAUUUUUGUCUACACUUUUAUAUCCAAAUGGUCUUUAUAUUAUAAUGGUGCGAUAACUUCCAGGCUAGAAAUUUACAUUUACACCCAGACAAUCUUCCUGGGUGAUACUGGUCUUAACACCCUUUUCACCAUUAAACCAAUAAAGACUGACCUGCCAUGAGAAAGAAAAGCAGAAAAUCUGUAUUCUCCUUUGGGUUACAGCAGUCCUUAAAGCAGUAGUUUCUACAUUUUGGGAAAUACACUUAUUCGCUUUCUUGCCAAGAGUUAGAUGAGAAGAUCAAUACCAUUUUCAUCUCUGUAUGGUUAAUAUGGAGGUACAGCCAGCAGCCAGUUAGCUUAGCUUAGCAUAAAGACUGGAAACAGGGGGAAACGGCUAGCAUGGCUCUGUCCAAAGGUAAAAAAAUCCACCUACCAGCCCCUUGAAAGCUCACCAUUUAACACGUUAUAUAUUUUUUGUUUAAUCCGUACAAAAACCAAAGUGUAAAAACAUUUUUGACAUUUUACAGGUGUUAUGGGCUGGACUAUUUCUUGGCUGGAAGCAUUUACCAUCAACCAGCAGACACUCCAGGAGGUUACUGGUACCUUUGGAAAGAGCCAGGCUAGUUGUUUCCCCCUGUUUCCAGUCUUUAUGCUAAGCUAAGUUAACCGGCUGCUGGCUGUAGCUUCAUAUUUACCAUACAGACAUGAAAAUAGUAUUGAUCUUCUCAUCAAACUCUCAGCAAGAAAGCAAGUAAGUGUAUUUCCCAGAAUGUCAAACUAUCCCUUUUAUGACCAUAUUUUUUUGUUUGAUUUAUUUCAACUGUGACCUGUUUACAGAGACAAAGCAUUUUAAUGAUAGUAAACAAACCUUUUUAAGAAGUAACUCAUACUUCUGAGGCUGUGUUUGUUGCAGUGAGGAGAUCAGAUUCUCAGAAAGGGAAAAUAUGAUGUCAUAAAGUUAUUUGUAAUCAUUGUGGUUUUAGCAUACAUGCAGGUAAACCACCCCAUUAAUGACUAUUUCCCCCUCUGAUAUUGAUGAUGGUGGCGAUUAUAAGGAUGAUAAUGGUGAUGACAAACAUCGGCUCCUUGUAGUUUUACUCAUUUUAAUUCAUAUUGGUUGCUUUUUUUUUAAAUGCAAAAGCUCAGUGAACCAGGCCACAUGUAAUUUUAAUCUUUUCCCAUCCCUCCUGCGGUAGUGAGUUAAUGGACAGCUACCCUUUCUCAGGAAGGAAAUCACAUGACUUGUAAAAGUGAUAGUCAUCUCAUUCCUGCUGAACACCUUGAUAAAUGGGGUUGAAAGUGCAAAUUAAUCAUUUGACUUCUUCUUCAUGUUCUUAAAUAAGCUAUAUUCUUAUUUAUUUUUGAUGUAGUCUUACAUCUCACCAAGUGUAUUGUGUUCAGAUUCUUGGUAUAUUUUGAGUUGACGGGAAAUGUACAGUGAUCAGUAUUCCAUGCUCAAAAGUCUUUGGCACUUUCUACAGAGCAGACCAGACAGGUAUUUUUUUCUAUCAUACUGUGUCAACCUUAACCUUGUAUUUCCUUUUCCUAACCCAAGAUAAUUUCAAGAAUGAUGAUAUAGUACUAGAAUAAAGAGACAGAAUAACAAAGAAA
Siniperca chuatsi (mandarin fish) is the source of this 4216-nucleotide messenger RNA. RefSeq names its product deubiquitinase DESI2. The transcript is spliced from 5 exons. NCBI's taxonomy places the organism in Eukaryota, Metazoa, Chordata, Actinopteri, Centrarchiformes, Sinipercidae. Gene Ontology annotation, biological process: protein deubiquitination. The record is from RefSeq and is a predicted model, not a curated record. Gene Ontology annotation, molecular function: deubiquitinase activity. The coding region runs from base 1194 to 1781 and encodes 195 amino acids.